Dioscorea cayenensis subsp. rotundata (Guinea yam) is the source of this 2642-nucleotide messenger RNA. RefSeq names its product probable glucan endo-1,3-beta-glucosidase A6. The transcript has 3 exons. The record is from RefSeq and is a predicted model, not a curated record. NCBI's taxonomy places the organism in Eukaryota, Viridiplantae, Streptophyta, Magnoliopsida, Dioscoreales, Dioscoreaceae. Gene Ontology annotation, molecular function: hydrolase activity, hydrolyzing O-glycosyl compounds. Gene Ontology annotation, biological process: carbohydrate metabolic process. Gene Ontology annotation, cellular component: plasma membrane. Bases 939 to 2339 code for a protein of 466 amino acids.
AAAGAAACAGAUGCUUCAUAAUCAAGAUGAACUAUUUUGAUAACCCUACAAAUCUAAAAAGAGAGCAUUAACAUAAUAAUAACACCCACAACAUAAAAGGCAUUAUUAUCAUACAAACAUAUGAAAAGACUAAAAUUAUUCCAAUCAACAUGCAAAUGAUCCUUCGUAUGAAACUUCAGAUCGACACUAUGAAGCAUUUUAGACAAAGUAGUUACCUAAACGAAACUACCUAGUUAAAAGUUGUAAUUUUAAGUUUGUACAAGGAAUCAGUUUUGAGAUAAAACACAAAUUUUAAACUAUUUUUUCAUUCUUUUUUUUUAUUUUUAUUUUGAAAAUCAUGAUAUACAAUAGAUAGAUAAAAUUAAAUUUGCUAAUGUUCUCAACUUUCAUGGGAAUCUUGACUUUGGGAAGCAGACAAGGCUCAAGCUUGGCAACUCAUUCCUAAAUAAAGAGCUAAAAUGAUAAUAAUAAGACCAUAUGUAUUGAUUGGUGCGCCAUAUUUUUUGCGGUUCAUGGAUCGUUGGAAUCUUCACAUCAUGUCCUUCACCAAGCUCGGUUUUGGGGUCUUAUUAUUGUUUAUUUCCUAAUAAAUUUUAAAACAGAAAAAAAAAAAAUUUGAACACUAAAACAGCAGAUCUGAUCAAUAAAUUAAAUUACCAUAAACAUACUAUAUAUUAAAAAAAAAAAACUUAUUUAUACGUAUUCAAUUGAUUAAAGCACGCAAUGCAUGUAAAGUAGACCUUACUAGUGAUCAUCACCUCAGUCCCCCCUACCUUCCCUCCGCUUCCUACCGUUGAACAAAAACCCAAAACUUUUAUUCAAAUCUAACAACCUAACAUCUCUCUCUCUCUCUCUCUCUCUCUCUCUCUCUGUCACAUUCUUAAAGCAUCUAAACAUUUCCCCUCUCAAUUCCUUCACCCUCUCUUCCAAAAACUACCAUGUCCUUCCUCCUCUUCCUCCUCCUCCUCAUCCUCUCCUCCCUCACCUCACAUUUGAAUGCUACUACCUCCCUAAGAAUAGGAGUGAACUUAGGACAGUUAGGGGACAACUUACCUCCACCGGCGAGGUCCAUCGAGCUAAUCCGGCGACUCCGAGCCAAAGCCGUCAAGAUCUACGAUGCCAACGCCACCGUCCUUUCCGCCGUCUCCGGCACCGGCAUCCGAGUCUCCGUCAUGCUCCCUAACCAGCUCAUCCCUUCCGUCGCCUCCAACCAAUCCUUCUCCGAUUCCUGGGUCUCCUCCCAAAUCCUCCCUUUCUACCCUAAAGCUCGCAUUCGCUACCUCCUCGUCGGCAACGAGAUCCUCUCCGACUUCUCCAUCUCCAACUCCACUUGGCCUCACCUCGUCCCCGCCAUGGCUAAUCUCAAGCGCUCUCUCCGAUCUCACUCCAUUCAUAACAUCAAACUCGGCACUACUCUAGCUAUGGACUCUCUCAGCGUCUCCUUUCCCCCUUCCGCCGGCGCUUUCCGCGCCGACAUCGCCACCUCCGUCAUCACCCCUCUGCUCCGAUUCCUAAACUCCAGCAAAUCCUUCUACUUCGUUGAUGUCUACCCUUACUUCCCCUGGGCCGCGAACCCUAGCUCCAUCGAUCUCGAUUACGCGCUUUUCGCCGGGAAUCCGAGCAAGUACUACACCGAUCCUGGCUCCGGCCUCACCUACACGAAUCUCUUUGAUCAGAUGCUGGACGCCGUCUUCGCCGCCAUGACCCGGCUAGGGUUUGGCCAGAUUCCGAUCUUCGUCGCCGAGACUGGCUGGCCGAACAACUGCGACAUCGACCAGAUCGGAGCCAACAUCUUCAACGCCGCCACCUAUAACCGAAACCUCGCCCGCCGAUUAUCCCACAAACCACCGAUCGGCACUCCGGCGAGGCCAGGGAUGGUGAUUCCGGCGAUGAUCUUCGCUUUAUACAACGAGAACCUGAAAGGCGGGCCAGGGACGGAGAGGCACUGGGGAUUGUUAUACCCAAAUGGCACUAGGGUUUACCCAGUUGAUCUAACCGGGAAAUUGCCGGACAGGAAGUACCCACCCUUGCCGGCGCCGACGAACAACGCGCCGUACAAGGGGAAGAUAUGGUGCGUGGUGGAUGAGGAGAAGGGGGUGGAUGAGAAGGCGUUGGUGGCGGCAUUGGCGUAUGCUUGUGGGCAAGGGAAUGGGACGUGCGAGGGGAUAGAGAAAGGGAAGGAGUGUUUCCGGCCGAACACGGUGGUGGCGCACGCGAGCUAUGCGUUCAACUCGUAUUGGCAACAGUUUCGGUACUCCGGCGGCACUUGCUUCUUUGGUGGCCUUGCUGUGCAGACCACAAAGGACCCCAGUUAUGGAUCUUGCAAGUUCCGAGCAUGAAGAAAUGAAAGUGGAGAGUGAUGAUUUCUUUCACAGCACUAGGUCGAGAUUUUUAACUUGAUCCAGUGGAUCUAGUCUGACACGUUGGUUGGUUGGUUGGUUUUUUUUUUUUUCAUUUUCCUUUUUCAAAGAUUGGGCUCAUUUACUCGUUAUUAAUGAUGUGUCUCAUCCAUUGUGUUGUCUUGAUUAUUUAUUUUGGAAAACAAGAGUCCAUUUAUUAUGAUGAGAAGGUUCUUGGACUGAACAUGUUGGGUCCGAUUGAGGACUUUAAUUUUGGCUUUAAUCAAUUUGUCCUCGUUUUUG